Anolis carolinensis (green anole) is the source of this 1095-nucleotide messenger RNA. It is a transcript of the gene mrpl9, whose product is annotated as mitochondrial ribosomal protein L9. Gene Ontology annotation, molecular function: structural constituent of ribosome. The coding region runs from base 50 to 802 and encodes 250 amino acids. Gene Ontology annotation, cellular component: mitochondrion; ribosome. The transcript has 7 exons. The record is from RefSeq and is a predicted model, not a curated record. NCBI's taxonomy places the organism in Eukaryota, Metazoa, Chordata, Lepidosauria, Squamata, Anolidae. Gene Ontology annotation, biological process: translation.
GCUUUCCGCCGAACACGCGCAUGCGCAGAAGGUGUUCCAGGAGGGCAAGAUGGCGGCGCUGAGGGCAGUCGUGAGGGCCGGCUUCCAAGCAGCGGGGAAGUUCUCACAACAACAACAACAACAACAACCACACCGAGGCUUCGGCCUUUCGUCUCCUCUGGGAACGGUCAUAGUAGAACGAUGGUGGAAAAUACCGCUCAGCAAGGAAGGGCGCCCACCUCGGAUGAAACACCGCCGUUACCGAGUCUACCGUUUGGUGGAGGACACCAAGCACAGCCCCAAGGAGCCCCUGACUCUCAUCCUCACGCAAACCGUAGAGGAUGUUGGCAACCGCUGCGAUGUUGUCUCUGUGGACAAGUCUCUCGGGCGCAACAAGCUCCUUGCUCAGGACAAGGCUGUUUACGCCUCCCCCGAAAACCUGAAAAUAUUUGCAGAGGAAAGACAGCUCCGUUUGGAAGGAAAGUUGCCGAAACUCCAGACCCACACGGCCGUGAAGACUGUCCGGUUCCUGCGAAACUGCAGCCUCGAAAUCGGAGUGAAUGAGUGUGAGCAGUUUGAGCUGACCAAGGAGAUCGUGGCUCGCCACUUCCUCCGAAAUCUUCGGGUUGUGGUGCCUCCACAUGCAAUGAAGCUCCCAGAUGAGCCUAUCACAGAACUGGGUGACUACUGGUGCGACGUGACGGUGAAUGGUCUUGACACCAUCCGAGUCCCCAUGUCUGUGGUGCGGCAGGCACACCCCAAGACCAGGGGUCAGCGGUUCUGGCUGGCCCGACACGAGCCAGAGGCCACGCCUGAGCAGUAAUGCGGGAAUUGCCUUGGAGAAGGGGUUUGGGAAGCAGACAAAACCUGGAUGCAGUCCGGAAACUGAGCCUGACGCCACUUUGGGCUUGGACCGGACCUCUGUGCAAAAUGGGAUCCUUCCAUAUUUGGGUGGUACCUGAAGGUGGGAGAUCACGUGUCACUGUCCAAAAUGUCUUUUGAGGAAUUUAAUUCCACGGAGUGGUUUGUGUCCUUGGUGAGUUUCUGAACACACACUCCCGUCAGCAGAAGUAUGAACAUCAUGUCAAUAAAAAAAAUCUCUCUAUUUUUAUUGAA